This is a messenger RNA of Saprolegnia diclina VS20, 766 nucleotides long. RefSeq lists its product as hypothetical. Gene Ontology annotation, molecular function: DNA-binding transcription factor activity, RNA polymerase II-specific; RNA polymerase II cis-regulatory region sequence-specific DNA binding. The coding region runs from base 259 to 660 and encodes 133 amino acids. The transcript has 4 exons. Lineage: Eukaryota; Oomycota; Saprolegniomycetes; Saprolegniales; Saprolegniaceae. The record is from RefSeq and is a predicted model, not a curated record. Gene Ontology annotation, biological process: regulation of transcription by RNA polymerase II.
GCUGCAGUCAACCAUUGGCUAACUCCACGCGAGGUCUCAUUCGUCCGUUUUCUUUGUCGAGCGCAAGCCAAGUCGCCAAUCCCAACCUUCGUAUAGCCCAGCCAUGGAAGCCCAAGCCACCGCAACGUACGACCCGGCGCAGCUCGCGCUCUAUCAGCAACAGCAGCAGCAGUACCUGCAGAUGGUAAGCGACCUCCUUCACCUCCUGCGCUGCCGCUCACGCCCGCGCCGCCUUCCUUCUUGCCUUGCGCUCUCUAGAUGCAACAACAACCAAACAACGAACAAGUGCGCUCGAUGUACGGCAGUGGCCUCAUGAUCAUGCCGCCCACCUACAUGCAAAUGCAGUCUCACCCUAUGUUCUCACGCAUGCCGUUGCCCGGCGGCGGCGAGAUGGUCGAGGAAGAGCCCGUGUAUGUCAACGCCAAGCAGUACCAUCGCAUCAUGGUCCGCCGCCAGCAGCGGGCAAAGCUCGAGGCAAAGCUCGGCAACGCCCGCCAGCGCAAGGCCUUCCUGCAUGCGUCGCGCCACAAGCACGCGAUGCGACGACCGCGCGGGCCCGGCGGCCGCUUCCUCACCAAGGAAGAGAUCGCUGCGCUCGACCGCGAAGAAGCCGCCGCAGCAGCGCAGCAGGCCAUGGACGGCAAGGAGAAGCUUGUCUAGGCACAUGCUAGCGCGUAGGCAAUAGGAAUCGUAGGAAUAGGCCGUAGUAGUUUGCAGACAACCCCCUUUAUAUAAGUCUUAUAUGUAUUACCCUUACAACCGACUA